Molecule: messenger RNA, 1783 nt
Organism: Aspergillus candidus
Lineage: Eukaryota; Fungi; Ascomycota; Eurotiomycetes; Eurotiales; Aspergillaceae
Product: putative MFS monosaccharide transporter
Exons: 10
Coding region: 64-1758 (564 amino acids)
Biological process (GO): transmembrane transport; carbohydrate transport
Cellular component (GO): membrane
Molecular function (GO): carbohydrate:proton symporter activity
Source: RefSeq, a predicted model, not a curated record
CUUCGAAUUGCACACAAUUUUCAUCGGUAUCUCAGUCGGUACACUCGACUCACUGUUUCCAACAUGGGUGGUGCAAUGGCAGCCGAGGGCAUCUCGGCCAAGCGCGCGGAGCUCGCCGGCAGCAAGGUCGGAUGGCGUGGACUCGUUGGCAGCAAGAAGACCUUUGGUAUCGCGCUGUUUGCGUCGCUGGGCGGCCUGGUCUAUGGGUACAAUCAGGGCAUGUUCGCGCAGAUUCUCACGAUGCGAAACUUUAUCGACGCGACCGAAGGCUACGCCGAACUCCCCGGUAUCCGACAGGGCAUGUUGACCGCGAUUCUCGAACUGGGAGCCUGGCUGGGAACACUGAUCAAUGGCUACUUGGCCGAUGCGCUGGGCCGUCGAGUCACAGUAGUCGUCGCGGUGGUCAUCUUCUGCGUGGGCGUUAUCGUCCAGGCGUGCACAAUCAACAAGGAUUUCGUUCUGGCAGGUCGGUUCGUCACCGGUCUCGGAGUGGGAAACCUCAGUAUGAUCGUGCCGUUAUACAAUGCCGAGCUGGCUCCUCCGGAAAUUCGUGGCUCGCUGGUUGCUGUCCAGCAGCUUUCGAUCACUUUCGGUAUCAUGACCAGCUUCUGGAUCGGCUACGGAACGAACUUCAUCGGCGGCACGGGCGCAUCCCAGUCCAUCGCAUCGUGGGAAAUUCCCGUCUGUAUCCAGCUAGCCCCGGCGCUCGUCCUGGCCGCCGGUAUGAUGUUGUUCAUGCCCCAGUCACCACGCCACCUCAUGAACACCGGACGCGAUGAAGAGUGCCUCCACACGCUUGCCCGCCUGCGCGAUGCCAGUGUCGAUGACAUUUUGGUUCGCAUCGAAUAUCUCGAGAUCAAGGCGCUGCACAUGUUUGAGGUAGAGACGGCCAAGAAGAAGUACCCCGAUUUCCAGGACGGGUCGUUCCGCAGCCGCUUCAUGAUCGGGCUUUACGACUAUAUGUCCUUGGUCACGGACCCGUCGCUGUUUAAGCGGACCAGCAUUGCGUGUCUAGUGAUGUUCUUCCAACAAUUCAAUGGAAUCAAUGCAAUCAACUAUUAUGCCCCCCAAAUCUUCGAGGAUCUGAACCUGGGCGGCGACACCACCAAGCUCCUGGCCACCGGUGUGGCCGGCAUCUUCGAGUUCGUGUUUACGAUCCCCGCCGUCAUCUGGGUCGACAACAUCGGCCGGAAGAAGAUCCUCAUCGCUGGCGGCAUCGGCAUGGCCGCGUGCCACUUCAUCGUCGCGGGUAUCAUCGGGUCAUACCAGCACUCGUUUGACUCGCACAGCGGUGCCGGCUGGGCGGCUGUAGUGUUUGUCUGGCUGUUCAUCAUUAACUUUGCGUACUCCUGGGGCCCCGUGGCAUGGAUCCUGGUUUCUGAGGUCUUCCCCCUGUCCAUGCGCGCCAAGGGUGUUAGUAUCGGUGGUAGCAGCAAUUGGCUCAACAACUUCGCCGUCGGACUCUUCACCUCCCCGUUCAUCGGCGUCUCCAACUACGGCACCUUCAUCUUCUUCGGCUGCAUCACGACGCUCGCCGUCCUGUACGUCAUCUUCCUCGUUCCCGAGACGAAAGGCCGCACGCUCGAGGAGAUGGACGAGCUUUUCGGGUCCGGAGGAGUGGCCGCGGAGGAUGCAGCGCUGAAGCACCGCAUCGAGAGCGAGAUCGGCCUGUUGGCCCUGCUGGGUGAGGAGCCGUCCGCGCCGCUGGAGAAGAAGGUCGUGGGAACCGCCGAGCACGAGGAGAAGGUUCGGGUUUAGCUGUCGGGAUGUGCAUGCUCCCCUU